ACACAAUGCUAGGCUCACGGAGACCAAACACGGUGGCCGGGCCUCCCGAAUCCGUUUAAAUGCUCCGUUUACCGAGCAGUUAGCGGCGAACGAGCGCCGUUGUCUUUUUUUUGUUUUGUUUUGUAAGCCCGGUGAAGAAAGUUCCCGCCGCUCUCCCGGCGUCAUGGGCGGUCCUCCCAGGCUGCUGCUGGCCGGCCUCAUGGCGCUCUGCUCCGCCGCGGCGUCGGCUCAGGUGGAUGGAGCUCCGCCCUCUAAAAUAGCGGUGGUGGGGGCCGGCAUCGGAGGCAGCGCCACCGCCCAUUUCCUGCGUCAGCACUUUGGCCCCGAGGUGCAAGUGGACGUGUACGAGAAGGGCGAGGUCGGAGGUCGCCUGGCCACGGUCACCGUCAACCACAACGACUACGAGUCGGGAGGUUCCAUCAUCCACUCGCUCAACCUCCACAUGCAGGACUUUGUCAAGCAGCUGGGCCUGAAGUACCGCCGCAGCGUGGCGGGGAAGACGGCGGUGUUCAACAGCGAGGAGGUGAUCCUGGAGGAGACCGACUGGUACCUGCUGGACCUCUCCCGCUUGUGGUGGCGCUACGGCAUCAGUUUCAUCCGCCUGCAGAUGUGGGUGGAGGAGAUCAUGGAGAAGUUCAUGAGGAUCUACAAGUACCAGGCCCACGGCUACGCCUUCAGCUCCGUGGAGGAGCUCCUGGACUCUCUGGGGGGGAGUGGCUUCAUCAACAUGACGCGCAGGCCGCUCUCCGAUUCGCUGCUGGAGCUGGGCGUGUCUCAGCGCUUCAUCGACGAGGUCAUCGCGCCCAUCAUGAGGGUCAACUAUUGCCAGAAUGUCAGCAUUCCCGCCUUCGUAGGCGCCGUGUCCUUGGCGAGCGCUCAGAACAACCUGUGGGCGGUGGAGGGCGGGAACAAGUUGGUGUGUUCGGGUCUUCUGAGGAUGGCCAACGCCAACCUGCUGCCAGCGCAUGUCACGUCUGUGGAGCCGCUGCACUCUGCAGGGGACACCCUUCAGUACCGACUGAGCUUCACAGGGGCGGGGGAGACCAGGUCGGAGUUGUACGACAUCGUUGUCCUGGCGACGCCGCUCCAGGACAGCGUGGGUUCUGGGAUUUCUUUCCGAGGCUUCGCGCCACCGAUGGACCAGCCGGCGGGCGACUAUCACAGCACGGUGGCCACCGUCGUCCACGGUUACCUCAACACUUCGCUCUUUGGCUUCCCGGACCCCCGCCUCUUCCCCUACGCCUGCGUCCUGACCACGGAGGCGCCCGGCCUGUUCUUCACCAGCGUGGCCAGCGUUUGUCCCGUCAACAUCUCGCUGGGCUUCCGGCGGAAACAAGCGCAAGAGGCGGGCGUCUAUAAAGUCUUCUCCCUGCAGCCGCUGACCAAAGCUCAGCUGAAGACGCUCUUCAGGUCCUACUACUCGGUGCAGGUGACGGAGUGGCAGGCGUACCCUCGCUACGGCAGCAGCCCCGCCCUGCCCCCCGUGGAACUGCAGCCCAACCUCUACUACCUCAAUGGCAUCGAGUGGGUCGGCAGCGCCAUGGAGAUGAGCUCGGUGGCGGCCAAGAACAUCGCUCUGCUGGCGUACCACCGCUGGAACCGACAACCGGACAUGGUGGACCAGAAGGACCUCAUGCACAGCGUCAAGACUGAACUUUGACCUCCAGCAGGACACUUUAUCGCUCACUUUUCAAAACUCCAUCAAGGAGGUACAGAAGUGUUUUUCCAGUAAUCCAAUACUCCAGUAAUCCAUUACUUGAGUGGUUUAUUGCCCCAGUAAUCUAUUACUCUAGUAGUCCAAUACUCCAGUAGUCCAUUACUUGAGUGGUUCAUUACUCCAGUAGUCCAAUACUCCAGUAAUCCAUUAGUCCAAUACUCCAGUAAUCCAUUACUUGAGUGGUUUACUGCCCCAGUAAUCUGUUACUGCAGUAGUCCAAUACUCCAGUAAUCCAUUACUUGAGUGGUUUAUUGCCCAAGUAGUCUAUUACUCCAGUAGUCCAAUACUCUAGUAAUCCAUUAUUUGAGUGGCUUAUUGCCCCAGUAAUCUAUUACUCUAGUAGUCCAAUACUCCAGUAGUCCAUUACUUGAGUGGUUUAUUACUCCAGUAGUCCAAUACUCCAGUAAUCCAUUACUUGAGUGGUUUAUUGCCCCAGUAAUCUCUUACUCCAGUAGUCCAAUACUCCAGUAAUCCAUUACUUGAGUGGUUUACUGCCCCAGUAAUCUAUUACUCCAGUAGUCCAAUACUCUAGUAAUCCAUUAUUUGAGUGGUUUACUGCCCCAGUAAUCUAUUACUCCAGUAGUCCAAUACUCCCGUAAUCCAUUAUUUGAGUGGUUUAUUGCCCCAGUAAGCUAUUACUCCAGUAGUCCAAUACUCCAGUAAUCUAUUACCUGAGUGGUUUAUUGCCCCAGUAAUCUAUUACUCCAGUAGUCCAUUACUUGAGUGGUUUAUUGCCCCAGUAAUCUAUUACUCCAGUAGUCAAAAACUCCAGUGAUCAAUUUCUCCACUGGUCCAUUACUCAAGUAGUUUAUUAUUUCAGUAUUUAAUUACACAAGUGGUCCAUUACUUCAGUAGUCUAUUACUCGAGUAGGUUAUUAUUUCAGUAUUCCAUUACACGAGUGGCCCAUUACUACAGUAGUCUAUUACUCUUAUAGAUAAUUAUUUCAGUAUUCCAUUACACGAGUGGUCCAUUACUUCAGUAGUCUAUUACUCUAGUAGUUUAUUAUUUCAGUAUUCCAUUACACGAGUGGUCCAUUACUUCAGUAGUCUAUUACUCUUAUAGAUUAUUAUUUCAGUAUUCCAUUACACGAGUGGUCCAUUACUUCAGUAGUUUAUUAUUUCAGUAUUCCAUUACACGAGUGGUCCAUUACUUCAGUAGUCUAUUACUCUCGUAGUUUAUUAUUUCAGUAUUCCAUUACACGAGUGGUCCAUUACUUCAGUAGUCUAUUACUCUAGUAGUUUAUUAUUUUAGUAUUCCAUUACACAAGUGGUCCAUUACUUCAGUAUUCUAUUACUCUAGUAGUUUAUUAUUUCAGUAUUCCAUUACAUGAGUGGUCCAUUACUUCAGUAGUCUAUUACUCUAGUAGUUUAUUAUUUUAGUAUUCCAUUACACAAGUGGUCCAUUACUUCAGUAUUCUAUUACUCUCGUAGUUUAUUAUUUCAGUAUUCCAUUACACGAGUGGUCCAUUACUUCAGUAGUCUAUUACUCUUAUAGAUUAUUAUUUCAGUAUUCCAUUACACAAGUGGUCCAUUACUUCAGUAGUUUAUUAUUUCAGUAUUCCAUUACACAAGUGGUCCAUUACUUCAGUAUUCUAUUACUCUAGUAGUUUAUUAUUUCAGUAUUCCAUUACAUGAGUGGUCCAUUACUUCAGUAGUCUAUUACUCUAGUAGUUUAUUAUUUUAGUAUUCCAUUACACAAGUGGUCCAUUACUUCAGUAUUCUAUUACUCUAGUAGUUUAUUAUUUCAGUAUUCCAUUACACGAGUGGUCCAUUACUUCAGUAGUCUAUUACUCUCGUAGUUUAUUAUUUCAGUAUUCCAUUACACGAGUGGUCCAUUACUUCAGUAGUCUAUUACUUCAGUAGUCUAUUACUCUAGUAGUUUAUUAUUUUAGUAUUCCAUUCCAUUACACGAGUGGUCCAUUACUUCAGUAAUCUAUUACUCUAGUAGUUUAUUAUUCAGUAUACCAUUACAUGAGUGGUCCAUUACUUCAGUUGUCCGUUACUGCAGUGGUCCAGUAUGUCAAUAGUUCAUUACUCAAGUAAUCCAUUACUCCUUAACAGUGUUGGGUUAGUUACUGAAAACCAGUAACUAGUUACAGUUACUAGUUACUUUAUUUCAAAAGUAACUCAAUUACUAACUCAGUUACUUACACCAAAAAUGAAUGCGUUACUGUGAAAAGUAACUAUUUAGUUACUUAUUUUUUUCUUCUUCUUUUUUUUAAAGCUCCCAUUAAUGCCCUUUUGGCCUUCAUUUCAGUACUGUUAUCGCACUGGAGAAUAAUACGAGAAUAAUACAACCUGUUGAUCAACUUGACAUGCAAUCUACAUACAACACACAAAGACAAAGAUAUGUUUCAAAGGGCCAAUUUAUUUCAGGCCAGAACAAAUUGACAAAACUAUUUUAAAUAGCUGCAACAAAACAUAUAUAAGUAACAAACAGCAUAAUAACAACAUAGCUGUAAACCUGGCUUCACCCAAGGAAGGCACACAUGACAUACACAAAGCCUAACCAGGCAUUUUUUUCUCUCAAGGAAUUGUGAAAUAAAAUCAUGUCUUCAGGAGAUCAACACUGUACUGAAGGCCAGAACACUACACAUUUCCCCAGUUUUAGUUUAGAGAUAAGGAAAGAUUGACCUGACCCACUAGGAUGCCUCUUUAUGUUUGUGAACUUUAUAGUCCAUACAUUUAGAGUGAUGUGAUAAUCCAACACUCUAGAAGUCUAGAAUGAAAGAGCAAGUGUGUACCUUCAGUGCCGAAUGAUGAGCAGAGGCAGAGUUUGGAGUGUUUUCUUUAGCUCGCUCUCCAUGUUUAUGUCCUCACUGUCCAGGUACGUGAAAAUGUUUUCCGUGCCAUUUGCUGUUUGACGCCGGUAUCAUGCUAAUUAGCUGCCUGAAAGCGGGUGACUCCACUGUAGAAAUAGCCUGCAUGUCUUCUAGCACAUACGCUGCAAUGGCUCUAUCAAUGUUGCCCUGGCUAGCAGUCCCUCCGUUAAAAUCCUUAGGUGGAGGUGAAGUGGCAUUGGAGUCUGUGUCUCUCUUUACUAGCUUCGUCGAAGCGUGUUGCUUUUGUAGCUGUUUCAGCAGAUUUGAAUUGCUGUUUUGGGCAGUAGACAAGAUCUUUGAUCCAAGACACAACCUACAUUUAACUAAAAUGUUCUUUUCUUUGUGCUCGACAAAAGAAAAGUAGUGAGAAUAUCUCCAUGUUAAGAAA
Molecule: messenger RNA, 4927 nt
Organism: Nerophis lumbriciformis (worm pipefish)
Lineage: Eukaryota; Metazoa; Chordata; Actinopteri; Syngnathiformes; Syngnathidae
Gene: pcyox1l
Product: prenylcysteine oxidase 1 like
Biological process (GO): prenylated protein catabolic process; prenylcysteine catabolic process
Molecular function (GO): prenylcysteine oxidase activity
Source: RefSeq, a predicted model, not a curated record